UUAGCUGAAAAAAAGUUUCAUCCGGUUAACUGUCUCUUUUUCGCUCCGCUACAACAACAAACGUGCACAGGGGAGCGAGGGCACGGCUCUCGCGGGGGGCACGCAGGGAGGGCCCGAGGCGCCAAGGAGGCCGCGCCGGGCUAAUCCGAAAAGGCUGCGAGGUCAGGCUGUAACCGGGUCAAUGUGUGGAAUAUUGGGGGGCUCGGCUGCAGACUUUGCCAAAUGGACGGGACUAUUAAGGAGGCUCUGUCGGUGGUGAGCGACGACCAGUCCCUCUUCGAUUCGGCUUACGGAGCGGCCGCCCAUCUCUCCAAGGCCGACAUGACCGCCUCAGGGAGUCCUGACUUCGGGCAGCCCCACAAAAUCAACCCUCUGCCCCCCCAGCAAGAGUGGAUUAACCAGCCAGUGAGGGUCAAUGUGAAGCGAGAGUAUGACCACAUGAAUGGAUCCAGGGAGUCUCCCGUGGACUGCAGUGUUAGCAAAUGCAGCAAGCUGGUUGGUGGAGGCGAGUCCAACGCCAUGAACUACAACAGCUAUAUGGACGAGAAGAACGGCCCCCCUCCCCCCAACAUGACCACCAACGAGAGGAGAGUGAUCGUCCCCGCAGACCCCACGCUGUGGACACAGGAGCACGUGCGGCAGUGGCUGGAGUGGGCAAUAAAGGAGUACGGCUUGAUGGAUAUCGACACCUCCUUUUUCCAGAACAUGGAUGGCAAGGAACUGUGUAAAAUGACCAAGGAGGACUUCCUCCGAGGCACCUCCCUCUACAACACAGAAGUGCUGUUAUCACACCUCAGUUACCUCAGGGAAAGUUCACUAUUGGCCUAUAAUACAACCUCCCACACAGACCAGUCCUCACGGCUGAGUGUCAAAGAAGACCCUUCUUAUGACUCAGUCAGGAGAGGAGGAUGGGGAAAUAACAUGAAUUCUGGCCUCAACAAAAGCCCCCCACUUGCAGGAGCACAAACAAUGAAUAAGAAUACUGAACAGCGACCCCAGCCAGAUCCGUAUCAGGUCCUGGGCCCAACCAGCAGUCGCCUAGCCAAUCCUGGAAGUGGGCAGAUUCAGCUGUGGCAAUUCCUGCUCGAGCUGCUCUCUGACAGUGCCAACGCCAGCUGUAUCACCUGGGAGGGGACCAAUGGGGAGUUCAAAAUGACGGACCCCGAUGAGGUGGCCAGGCGCUGGGGGGAGCGGAAAAGCAAGCCCAACAUGAAUUAUGACAAGCUGAGCCGGGCCCUCCGAUACUACUAUGAUAAAAACAUUAUGACCAAAGUGCAUGGGAAGAGGUAUGCCUACAAAUUUGACUUCCACGGGAUCGCCCAGGCCCUGCAGCCCCAUCCGACUGAGCCGUCCGUGUACAAGUAUCCUUCUGAUAUCUCCUACAUGCCUUCCUACCACACCCAUCAACAGAAGGUGAACUUUGUCCCUCCCCACCCGUCUUCCAUGCCGGUCACUUCCUCCAGCUUCUUUGGAGCAGCGUCACAAUACUGGACCUCCCCCACGGGUGGCAUCUACCCCAACCCCAAUGUCCCCCGCCAUCCUAACACCCACGUGCCCUCACACUUAGGCAGCUACUACUAGAAGCUUAAUUAUCGGUGGGCUUUAGCGGAAGCUCCAUCACUCACGUUUCCUGGAUCCCUUGAACUGUAAAGGACACAUGUAACCUUGAAGAGAAAACAAAACUGGAUGUUCUUUCUUGUUGGAUAGAACCUUUGUAUUUGUUCUUUAAAAAAAACAAUUCUUUUUUUUCUUUUAAUGUUGGUAACUCUUGCUUCCUCUCAAACAAAGAGAUGGAUAAUUCAUGGGCCAGUAUGCCAGCUUGGAUUCUCAAUCUCCUAUCAUCUUGUAAGUUGAAUAUUUAGAUUACUGGAAUGGUUGUAUCAAGAUUCUGGGAAAGAAAUUGUAAAUUUUCUUUAUAUUUUUGUGAUUCAAGCAAUUUCUUAUCAACACACGGGUCUCAUCAGGGACCGUACGGGGUGCUGCAUGAUAAGGAAUCCUGGACUUAACCAGAUAAUGUUCUGGUUUGAGAAUUAGUGAAAAUAGAGGCAGGAAACUGAUGAUCUUAUUUUAACAGGAACUAAUUCAGUGGAUAGCAACUGGAACAUUGGUAGGAAGGUCAGUGAAGUUUUCACCCAACUGGAAUUUUAAGGAGAGAACACGUGUGUGUAUUUAAGAAGUCGUGGGCAUUGCAAAAUCCCUUCCAGUGAGCAAUACACUCUAGGCCAAACUAUUUCCCUCUGGAAAUAGUCAAAAUAUGGACUGAUAAAUUUUAAUGCAAAUGCUGACUUUCCUGAAAGACAGAGAAUUAAAUAACUAUUUUUUUUUUUUAUAAUAAUGACAGUGGGUCCCAGAACUUUGAAGAGUCUUAGGGAUUUCUAAACACAAACAGAUUCGCAAGCGCUGUGCGUUUGUCAGACUUUCAGUCCAGGCUCCAUCAAUCGGAAGGCAACUUUACUGUAUAAAUUAUGGAGAGUUAUUUUCCUAUAUCUCACAGUAUUAAAAAUAAAUAAUUAAAAAAGUAAAAAGAAUAAAUAAACGAGUUGACCUCGGUCACAAAUGCAAUUUUACUAUCAAAUCAGUCGUUGUUAUUUUUUUUAAUGUAAUUUGUACAUCUUUUGUCAAUCUGUACAUUUGGGCUGUUUGUACGUUUUUAUAGCUGGUUUUUUAAAAGCAUAAUGUGACUAUUGCAGAAAAGAAAACAGGACAUUUAAGUCUCUGACUCACUAGAGAAAGAAGCACUGGUGCAGUUAUUUAACAAGCCUGCGCAAGUAAGUAAAGGCAAUCCACUGAAAUCCUUAAUGCUUUGGAGAUGUUUGUAAAUAACCAUACUGCAAUAAUCAACAUUGAAAAGGAUGAGAGAACUUUCCUUUGUGGACACAAGGAAUUUUCCCACCCCAUAUAUGCAAUAUAUUUUUUAGACAUUAAAAUAUAUAUAAUUUUGCAAGUAAUCGUUGACUUUUUUAAAACUAUAUUAAGUGUUAAGCUGACAACUGUCUAUGAAGACUGUGUUGUAAAAUAAUUUGACUAAAUAAAUUGUGCCUUGUCUCA
Messenger RNA from Condylura cristata (star-nosed mole), 3048 nucleotides. RefSeq names its product Fli-1 proto-oncogene, ETS transcription factor (gene FLI1). The record is from RefSeq and is a predicted model, not a curated record. Gene Ontology annotation, molecular function: sequence-specific DNA binding; DNA-binding transcription factor activity, RNA polymerase II-specific. Lineage: Eukaryota; Metazoa; Chordata; Mammalia; Eulipotyphla; Talpidae. Gene Ontology annotation, cellular component: nucleus. Gene Ontology annotation, biological process: cell differentiation; regulation of transcription by RNA polymerase II. The transcript has 9 exons. The coding region runs from base 223 to 1581 and encodes 452 amino acids.